This is a messenger RNA of Neomonachus schauinslandi (Hawaiian monk seal), 990 nucleotides long. RefSeq names its product chromosome 8 C6orf163 homolog (gene C8H6orf163). The record is from RefSeq and is a predicted model, not a curated record. The transcript is spliced from 5 exons. NCBI's taxonomy places the organism in Eukaryota, Metazoa, Chordata, Mammalia, Carnivora, Phocidae. The coding region runs from base 1 to 990 and encodes 329 amino acids.
AUGAUCAGAAAUCCGAAUUACACAAGCUUUGUUUGCUGUGCUGUUUGUAAUAAAAUAAUUCCACCAGCCCCCUUUGGGGAAACCUUCAAAUGGAUCCAUGAAUACAAGCCAUUUAAGACACGUUUUUACACUCACAAAGAUAUACUGGAUAUUGGGGCAGAUAUUCUGAAUAAAGAAGAGCAAUUUCAAGAGGCAGUACUCAAAGAACGUAUUGCAAAAGCAGAAGCUGACGUAUGGGUUCAGGCUGAUGAACGUCAAAAACAGGCAAUUGAGAAAGCACUUGAAGAAGCAAAUGGCCAAUACAAAAUUAAUAUUCAGAUUCUGGAAGAGGCACACCAAAAAGAUUUACAGGAAAUGGCAACCAAAACCAAGAUUGAGGUGUACCAAAACAUGGAAGAUGAACUACAGAGAGAACACUUGGCUGCAGAACAACGCAUGGUACAUAGAAUCCAAAGGAUUAUGAUGGAGUGCCACAGGGAGAAGGUCCAGGCUGUGGAGAAGGCCAGGGCUGAAGAGAGACAGAUGGCCCAAGAAGCAAUCCAGGCCCAGAAAAGAAAAGCCAUGGAGGAAGUUUUGAAUACUGGUAUAACAGUUAUGAAGGAUCAGAGCAAGAGUGUGAACCAAAUGAUAAAAGAAAAAGAACAUGAAAUGAAUGUGUACUAUUGCAUGGCUCAGAGGCAGAAGCAAGAAGAGGUCCAGGAAGUGCUUCAAGAAGCAGAGAAGACACAUCAGGCCACGCUUGGAAAUGUGAUGGAUAAACUGAUUGACACUGAGGGGGAGCUGCUGUCCAUAGCGAAACAACUACGCAUUAUGACAAAUUGGAAAGAUUUCCUGGAGGAGGAAUUACAGGAAACAAGGGAAGCAUUUCAAAAAUAUAUCAAUUAUACGUUUCCUAAGCUUUCUCCAGGACAUGCAGAUUUUAUUCUGCCAGAAAGAAAGAAAACACCUUCCAGUCUUGUUAUUCAGGAGAAAGAAACAACUCUCGAUUAG